This is a messenger RNA of Glarea lozoyensis ATCC 20868, 942 nucleotides long. Its product is annotated as LigB subunit of an aromatic-ring-opening dioxygenase LigAB. The transcript has 3 exons. Gene Ontology annotation, molecular function: zinc ion binding; oxidoreductase activity, acting on single donors with incorporation of molecular oxygen; ferrous iron binding. Lineage: Eukaryota; Fungi; Ascomycota; Leotiomycetes; Helotiales; Helotiaceae. The record is from RefSeq and is a predicted model, not a curated record. Bases 1 to 942 code for a protein of 313 amino acids.
AUGUACCGCGCUGUUCACUCUUACUUAGCCAAAACUAAGAUCUCAAUCUCCGCUGCUAUCUCAUCAACAACAAGUACCGAAUCGACAUCACAAGAGCCAGCUGUGAACGGCAUUAUGUCUUCCUCAAGGCUUCCCGUCUACUUCCUCGGCAUAGGUGGUCCAAACUUCAUGGAAAACACCGCGCAUCCAGCGUAUGCUAAACUCGCCACCAUUGGACGUGAGAUCACGACGCAGGUGAAGCCGAAAGCAAUCGUGGUCUUUUCUGCUCACUGGCAAGAAGGUCCCAGCAGGAUCAAGAUCAACGCGGCCGAGCAGACCGAUAUCAUUUACGACUUCUACGGCUUCCCACCUCACUACUACGAAUACAAAUUCCCGAACAAAGGCAGUCCGGCAUUGGCUCAGAAGGUGGUUGACAGACUGGGAGCUGUUGGAAUCGAAGUUGAGAAGGUACAGAGAGGUCUCGAUCAUGGCGUCUGGGCGGGAUUUAUCGUCGCUUUUGAUCCGGAGAAGAACCCGUUGAAUGUUCCUAUCGUACAGGUCUCACUAUUCAGCAACGAGGACUCAGACCAACACUAUCGCAUGGGCCAGGCCCUCGCCGGCCUUCGUGAUGAAGGCGUCUUGAUAAUCGGCGCUGGUAUGGCGGUUCACAACCUUCACGACUUCAGAGCUACCCGCGGAACUGGGGCCACAAUGCCAUAUGCAUACUCCUUUGAUAAAGCCCUAAAGGAAGCUGCGUGCUCCAAGCCGGAUGAACGCCAGACGAAGAUGCUCGCACUUAUGGAACGGAGCGAUGCUCGCAAAGCUCAUCCGUCGGUUGAGCAUAUCCUCCCUUUCCAUGUUGCUGCUGGAGCGGCGGAUGGAGAUGCUGGUGAGAGGCUAUGGACGUUUCCAGAGGGGAGCUUAAGCUGGGCGCAGUAUCGGUUUGGGCAGCUCCCAGCUUAG